UUGGACCCGAGCGGGCUUAGUCUGCUCCAAUGAUCGGCCUACCAGGAGGGGGGGGGCUGGCUGACUCAGCUGAUGGUCGGGUUGAUCGGCCCUUUUGCUGACCUAAUUGGAUGAUCCCUUCACGAACCGUAACCCCUCUUCCAUUCUCUGUAGCCCCAGAACAGCCUUACCUUGACACUGGCUGCAUCAUCAAUCAGAUAACAUCAUCGCUGUCGACAUCAUAUCGGGACUAUCCUGAAGAUAGAGUUAGGGAGGCGUCUCGGUCUGAUCAAGCCUCAGUAGCCGUGGACAGGCUCAGCACCUACGAUUCACAUGCAGGGCACACAUCAAGAAAACAAAAUAGGCACCAGCGUCAUACCCAACCAACUCCACAAUGCGAUUUACACAGACCACCACAGCAACGCGCGUACACUUGCCCACAUUACCCAUCCGCUAACAUCAGAAACGAAGAUUACUACCCACAUGCAAAAAGGUAUAUACGGUCGGGGGUCAAGAAGUCGAACAAGUAAAUACAUAGGUGCCUGCGGCCAUAUGCCGGAGUGAGGGAGGGCAACGAAUAAGAAGUAAGG
Molecule: messenger RNA, 569 nt
Organism: Aspergillus uvarum CBS 121591
Lineage: Eukaryota; Fungi; Ascomycota; Eurotiomycetes; Eurotiales; Aspergillaceae
Exons: 1
Coding region: 111-509 (132 amino acids)
Source: RefSeq, a predicted model, not a curated record